Messenger RNA from Trichomonas vaginalis G3, 1182 nucleotides. Its product is annotated as nerve growth factor signaling pathway. The record is from RefSeq and is a predicted model, not a curated record. Gene Ontology annotation, molecular function: transmembrane transporter binding. Gene Ontology annotation, cellular component: synapse; axon initial segment; membrane. Lineage: Eukaryota; Parabasalia; Trichomonadida; Trichomonadidae. Bases 1 to 1182 code for a protein of 393 amino acids. Gene Ontology annotation, biological process: negative regulation of delayed rectifier potassium channel activity; neuronal action potential. The transcript has a single exon.
AUGAGCGAUUUCGCAUACAAAAAUUCAAAAAUUCAAGAUAUUUUAGAAAUAUACGAUAAAUCAUCAAUAUUACAUUCUAUAUUCCAAGAUAAUGCGCAAAAAUUAGCAAAAUUUGCAAACGCAACUAAUUUUGAUGUCGAUACAAGCAUAGAAGGAAAUAAUUUGAUAGAUCAUUGCGCUUUUUAUGGAUCUGUUGAAUGUUUUCGCUUUCUUGUAUGCAACCAAGCCAAAGUUACAAUGAAAACACUAGAAAAUGCAUGUCUUGGUGGUGAUAACGAAAUAAUUCAAUUUUGCGAACAAAAAUUUUUACCAAAUAUGAGGUGUAUCAACAAUUCUGUUGUAGCACAUCACAAUGAUAUUGCUAAUUAUCUCCAAAGCAAGUACGAUUUAGAGUAUUCAUGGUCAAAAUGUACAUUUUCGUAUAACAUCGAAAUGUUUUUAGCAAAACUAUGUUCAAUCAAAGAAAUAAACAGUCCGGAUAACGGAGGAUUCAUAGCUUUCCCAUCUGCAGCACGUUUCUGUAUUCCUUCUUUAAUAAAUUUGUUAAUUAGCAAAGGAGCAAAUAUUAAAUCGAGAGAUUUCAAUAAAUUGACAGCUUUAGAUCACUGUUGUAUAUUAGAUAGCCUAGAUAUAUGUAAAUUACUAAUAGAUAAUAAAAUGGAUGUAGAAGAUACCUCAAUUUAUAAAAUUACUCCUUUAACUUAUUGUUCUGCCAAUGAUUCAUAUGAAGUUGCGAAAUUUCUUAUUGAACAAUGUCAUGCGAAUGUAAAUGCAAGGGAUGUAAUAGGUUCUACGCCUUUAAUUUACGCAUCAGAAGGAAAUUCGGUAAAAGUUGCUCAGUUACUUAUAGAAAAUGGAGCUUCGGUUGAUGAUGAAGAUGAGUUCUCAAAGACUCCGUUGAUGGCAUGCGCUCAAUAUGAUUCUGUCGAUGUUGCAAAAAUUUUGAUUGAAAAAGGAGCUUUUAUCGAGAAAACUGAUAAAUUUAACCAAACAGUACUGAUGAAAUGCGCUAUGAGCGAUGCUUGCAAGCUAACAAAGCUACUUAUUGAGAAAAGAGCAAAUAUUGAAGCUGUUGACGUCAAUAAAUACGAUGCUUUGAUGAUAAGCGUAGAUUGUGAUUCAAAAAACGUUGAGAAACUCCUGAGAGAAUACAAGAAGGACUAUAAAAUCAAAGUUUUAUAA